AUGCUCAGUUUGGAAACAGACAUCAACACCAAUCCCCUCACUAUCGACCACAAACUCGACAUUCAAGCAUACAAGAUUCCGUAUAAUAUCAUCACAAUGGUCUGCGACCUCCUAGAGAGCGCCAAAGGCAGUCAGCCAUCCAAGCUCCUAGAGUGCCUCGAAAAAGACCUGACCGAUUCCGCUCAAGAAUCUCUUGCUUCUACGAGUACUGCUAUUGUUGACAUAGAUGUUGGAAUGGUCUUAACGACGACGGUAGUCGCCUGGCGAGAAACGGUCCAAGAUCUUUUGUAUGUGGGACAAUCAGUUGAUGUUGUACAGCAAACUCCUUUGUAUUCAGACCCGAUUUCUGCUUGUGGUAUUGAGCUCAUUCAUACUAUUAAGCAAGCUCGGGGAGUCUUUUCUUAG
Mollisia scopiformis is the source of this 405-nucleotide messenger RNA. RefSeq lists its product as uncharacterized. The transcript has 2 exons. Lineage: Eukaryota; Fungi; Ascomycota; Leotiomycetes; Helotiales; Mollisiaceae. The coding region runs from base 1 to 405 and encodes 134 amino acids. The record is from RefSeq and is a predicted model, not a curated record.